AUGUCUAAUUCUAUUAGAAAUUCUGUUUCAAAUGUGGAAGAUGACAGUAUGACACAAGAUUGGGUAGUGGUCAAUAAAUGCACAAACUUUUAUGCAGCAAUCUUAAUUGAUCAAAUACCAAGUAAAAAUAAUGCUAAUAAAAAGAAAAUUGUUGAAAAAUUUUUGAUUAACUUUAAAGGGUUUGUGGGUCUCUAUAUUAUCAGAUUUGGUAAACAAAGGAAAUUUGUUGCUAACUUUGAUAAUGAAGAGGAGGAUCUUAACAAACUUGUUGUCACAGAUUUACCUGAUUCAAAAGGUGCUGUUCGCACAAUGUAA
Entrophospora sp. SA101 is the source of this 315-nucleotide messenger RNA. The record is from the annotation of a GenBank genome assembly. NCBI's taxonomy places the organism in Eukaryota, Fungi, Glomeromycota, Glomeromycetes, Entrophosporales, Entrophosporaceae.